CUAAAUUCUCUUUCCUCCAUUGUUGUUGUUCUCCGUCCGAAGCUUUCACCCAUCCAUGGCGUCCGUACCCGUUUCCCCUUCCCUCCCCUCCUUCCUCUUCUUCUUCUUCCUCUUGCUCAGCCCUGCACUUUCUCAGCAACAAGCAUCCAAGUCCAGAAAAGAGCGAGCAGGAUCAGGAGAAACCGGAAGCGGAGGAGGCGGAGAAUCAUCAUCGGCGGCGGCGGUGGUUCCACAACUCGAUUGCUCCGGCCGUUGGAUCCACAUCCGGCGUCUCCCGGCGAGGUUCAACCUCGAUCUCCUCACAAAUUGCUCAGAGUACGACCUCUUCUACGAUUUCUGCCCUUACCUCUCCAAUCACGGCCUCGGACCCAAGACCCACAACCGAUCCCACUCAUGGUACCGCACCGACCCUUUCCUCCUCGAGCUCACAUUCCAUCGCCGGAUGCUCGAAUACCCGUGUUUAACCCAAGAUCCCGGCCAGGCCGCCGCUGUCUACCUCCCGUACUACGCCGCCAUCGAUUCCCUCCGCUACCUCUACGGGCCGGAGGUGAACAACAGCAUGGAUCACGGCCUGGAGCUCUUCGAGUUCCUGCAGGAAAACGACGGGUGGAUUUGGGGGCGGAAUUCCGGGUUGGAUCAUUUCCUGGUUCUCGCCCGACCCGCCUGGGACUUCUCCCAGCCUCCAGAUCUCGACCCGCCAAUUUGGGGGACUUCGUUCUUGGAGCUGCCGGAAUUCUACAAUCUCACGGCGCUUGUCGUCGAAGAGAGGUUAUGGCCGUGGCAGGAGCAAGCCGUGCCCUAUCUGACGUCGUUUCACCCCCCGAGUGGCGAGCUCCUCGAUUCAUGGAUCAAUCGCGUCGAGGCGUCUCGAAGAACUACAUUAAUGCUGUUCGCCGGCGGCGGAGGUGUCUCCGCGCAGGCCAACAUCCGGCGGAGCAUAAGGAAUGAGUGCGAGAACACCAGCGAUACGUUUGAGAGCAAUGGCGGGUGGUACUAUUACUCCAAAGUAUGUGACAUUGUCGAUUGCGCUAAUGGGAAAUGCGAGCAUGACCCGAUUCUGUACAUGAGGCCGAUGUUGCAGUCCACAUUCUGCUUGCAGCCUCCCGGAGACACUCCAACGAGGAGGUCCACGUUCGAUGCCAUCAUCGCCGGGUGCAUACCGGUAUUCUUUGAGGAUCAAUCGGCGAGGACGCAGUACAGGUGGCACUUGCCGGAGGAAGCUUAUGGGGAGUUUGCUGUCCACAUUCAGAAGGAAGAUGUUGUUUACAAAGGACUGAAGAUUUUGGAUGUCCUGAUGGGGAUUUCGCGGGCGCGAGUUCGGAGGAUGAGGCAGAAGGUCAUUGAAUUGAUUCCAAGAGUUGUUUACAGGAAGCAUGGAAGUAGUUCUUCAAAGGGGUGGAAAGGGCAGAAGGAUGCUUUUGACAUCGCCAUUGAUGGAGCUCUGGAGAAGAUCAGGUCCAGGGUGAAAGGUGAAGUAGAAAUCGGAGACCUUUCUUCUGUGUGAGAGCUCCAUUGCUUUUCCAGACUGUUGUUGUAACAUUAUUAGCACUUGGUCUUCUUUAUUUGUCUUCGUUUUUUGAAUGGAUGAAUUUUUGAGGAAGAAAGCUAGGGUUAGUAGAGAACUUUGAGCUUGUAUCGCAAGUAUUGUAAAGAGUUUCAGAUUUUGGACAGGAAAGAAUGAAACUUUCUUUAUUUUGGGGAUACCAAAAAUUGAAAAGGGUUACACAGAAGGGAAGCAACAAGUUUGUUUGUAGUACAUAUGGGACACAAAAGGUAAGAAAAUAACUAAACAAAC
Messenger RNA from Linum trigynum, 1795 nucleotides. The record is from the annotation of a GenBank genome assembly. Lineage: Eukaryota; Viridiplantae; Streptophyta; Magnoliopsida; Malpighiales; Linaceae.